UUUGCAACGAGAUCAAGUUAGAGAGCGUGACAUCAACGAUAUAUAUACAUAAUUUAUUGAUAGAGCGCGUGGCGGUGUCACAACGGAGUUCCUUAAUUAUACGUUAAUAGCAAGCUUAUAAGUCGCCAGUACCGGAAGCCGAAGGAUCAAUUUUUUUUCAAUCUUCGUGCCCGAAAGUUGGACAUGAAAAAAUCUCGUCGGCUCGAAGCAACAAGUACGACGUCGCGCGAGCUCCUGCAUUGUUAUUAAGUUGUGCAAAAGCGAGCGCUUUGACGCACAUAGAAAAUAUGAUCACGAGUGCGGUCUCCUUAACGUGCAUCAAUCUCCUGCUCUGUUUUCUGCGAGUUUCAGCGAGAGCUGCAACCUCUAGCCAGUCUCUGUGCAGUACUUCGCCGGACCAGUGCCAGAGAAAAUGCACGACCGCGGCAUGUUUGGCCGAAGCUGCUCGCCUGAUCGACAUCAUCGACGAGAGCGUCGAUCCUUGCGACAACUUUUAUCAAUUCGUCUGCGGCAAUUUCAUGAAAAAGCAAAACAUAUCGGACGAGUCGAUAACGAUCAAUCCGUUCAGUAUAGCCCAGUCGAAGAUACUGAGGGAGCUGUUUCGAGAACUUCGGGAAAGAGUCAAGCCCAACGAGCUGAGUGCCUUUAAAAAAGUCAAAAUCUUUUAUGAAAACUGCAUCAACGUACGUCGCAUCGAAAGAGAUGGCACCGAGCCUUUUUUCAAGAUUUUUAGGGCUUUUGGCGGUUGGCCGGUUUUACAAGACAAAUCUCAAUGGGAUGAAAAUACGUGGAACUGGUCAGAGAGUAUUAAUAAAUUAGGGGAAAAGUUUAUCUUGAUAUUUCCUGUUAUCAUUGCUGUUCAGCCGGAUAAUAGAAAUUCGUCGAGAAACAUUAUUAAGUUACUCAGUUUUCAUGACGCACUCCUAGCAACAUUUUUAGACAAUUCAGAUAACGAUCUUUACAAGGCCUAUCGUGAUUUCAUGAUUAACGUUACAGUAAAACUAGGUGCUAAUAGAGAUUUCGCUAAACUGGAAAUGCAAAAAGUUCUCGAGUUCGAAAAACAAUUUUAUCAACUUUCUAAAUUAAAAAAUGAAACAGAAACGGAAAGUUAUAUAUCAAUCAAAGAUUUGUCGAACAAAUAUUCGGCGAUUCCAUGGUUAAAGGUGAUUAACGACACACUCAGUGAAAUAGUUAUCGAUGAAACUGAAAUAAUUAGUGUGGUCAAUGCGGAUUUUUUGCCAAAAUUGGAAGACCUGCUCAAGACAACUCCGCAAAGAGUUAUAGCUAAUUAUUUAGGUUGGCAAAUUGUACGAUCAAUUUUGCCAUUCAGUCCACGAGAUUUCAGAAAUUCGGUGCAAGAAUUUCAGGCAAAAAUCGAUGGGGCCAAAAAAAGUAUCGACUUUCCUUCCCAGUGUUUAAAUGAAAUUAUGCAGCUAUUUCCGAUAGCUAUAGGAUCUAUGUAUAUUAGGAGAAAUUUCAAUAAGCAAAUGAUAUCUAAUGUUUCUGAUAUGAUUGAACACCUCAGAAGGUUAAUCGGAAUGAGUUUGCAGGCAGUUGAUUGGAUGGAUGACAAAACUCGCACAGCAGCUUUGGAAAAGCUAUCGUCUAUGAAUUUUUCAAUUGGCUACGUCGAAGAAUUGAUGAACGAUGUAUUGAUUGAGAAUUACUACAAGGAUCUUCAGAUUCAUCGUGGAAGUUCAUUAGAGAGCGCUUUAAAUGUCACGCGUUUCUUAUACAGACACAAUCAAAAAAAAUUGAGAAAAAAAGCUAGGGAUGUGUCCAAUUGGACUUUCAAUCAAAACGUCGCUUGGGUCAAUGCUUUCUACACAUUGCGGCGAAAUACAAUAGAAAUUCCACUUGGAUUUUUAAGGGCAUUUUACCGAUCGAAUAGACCUCAAUAUUUAAAUUAUGGGUCAGUAGCUAGCUCGAUAGCGCAUGAAAUAUUUCACGGUUUCGAUACCCAUGGUCGAAAAUAUGAUAAAUAUGGCAACGAAAAUAAUUGGUGGGACACUGCAACGGAAAAAGAAUUCUUUAAAAAGACUGAAUGUUUCAUCGACCAGUACAACAAUUUUACAGUCAAAGAAGUUGGACUCAAUGUAAACGGAGUAGUAACUCAAGCAGAAAACAUUGCCGAUAAUGGUGGUUUCCGAGCUGCGUAUUACGCUUAUAACGAUUACACCAUCAGCAAUAAGAUUACCGAACCUGGUCUCGCAAACCUAGAUUAUACGCCCAAACAAUUAUUUUGGAUAAGCGCAGCGAGUACUUGGUGCAGUAAAAAGCGGCCAGAGUAUCUAAAAAAUCUAUUGUCCUCGGAUACGCAUAGUCCCGAAAAUGCAAGAGUUAUCAUAUCAUUUUCCAAUGUCAAAGAGUUUGCCCAAGAUUUUAAAUGCCCAUUAGGCUCGAGAAUGAAUCCAGAAAAAAAAUGUGUAAUUUGGUAA
Molecule: messenger RNA, 2438 nt
Organism: Trichogramma pretiosum
Lineage: Eukaryota; Metazoa; Arthropoda; Insecta; Hymenoptera; Trichogrammatidae
Product: neprilysin-2-like
Exons: 9
Coding region: 288-2438 (716 amino acids)
Biological process (GO): protein processing
Cellular component (GO): plasma membrane
Molecular function (GO): metalloendopeptidase activity
Source: RefSeq, a predicted model, not a curated record